CGUGAUCCAAUAUAUCACGUCAACGGUGGGGCCGUCAAACGAAACAUGGCGACCAUUAGGUUAUUGCUAUGAGUACUGGCUGGUUUUCUAUCGUUAAAUGUGGAAUCAUCGUGCGUUGUGCGGGCUGACGCGAAGCGUCGUGUCCUCGGGGAGGCAAACACGUCGCUUUCAACUCCACACAACCCGAGUACACUGCUCCUAAUGCCGAUUCAAUGAAAAGAAUCGGUUUCGUCAACAGUGGCUUGUGGGUAUACACACCCCGACGCGAGACUCCAAAGUGGUUUUAUGGCAUAUCGAGCUUUUUUCUACUCUUCUGAAAUUUCAAUCGCAAUGCUCCUGGCAGGAGUGUGAUUCGCGUAGAAAAAUCAGAAAUUCUGCGCCGCGUUGUUGUCGGACUCGCGAAUCAAAAUGCCGGUCAUGAUUAAAGUGUUUUUAUGCAUGGGGUGUUAGUGGUGGCGAUCACCUCCUCUCACCCCACAUUUUUCUUGUAAAAUCUGUGUGUAUAUUUAAAUUAUUACCGAAAAAUGAAAGAACUGUUUCACGUUUGUGAAUUGUUCAUGAUUUUUAGAGAUAUGUAGAAAACAAAUGUGAAAUGUGUAAAGAUGUGUGUAGUGUUGGGAAAAUAAUACAAGGUGGAUAUAGACUUCUUAUACAUGUUUAUUCAGUUUUCUUCGAAGAGAACUAAUAAUACAUCAGAAGUGUUUUGUAUUAUUUGUGGUUUGACUGGUAAAUAUUGCACAAGGAUUGUAAGACAAAAAGCUGUAAUUUCCAGAAAGGGAAAGAUUACGAAGAGUGUAAGGCCAUAUGCCGCCAGCCGGGCUAUCGGCGAGGGGCUUGUCUACCUUGAUGGACCACGGACAACCAGAUGCUCGUCAUCGGAGCGAGCGGUUUCUACUUCACCCAGAGAAUGGCUCCUCUAAUUCUCAUAGCGCUAACACAGCCAAUUCGUCUCCAAGAUAUCAACAUAAUAGUAGAACAAAUAAUCAUUCCACGAGUUACGGAUAUUUGUAUGGACGCUCAUCCAGCAACAAUAUGUCUGAUAGUAGUGUUUCUGAUACGCAUAGUGGUGGUACUGCAAGAACUGUUUCUCAACAGACUAGUCCAUCUCAUGGUACACAUUCCUCUUCCCAAUCGAGACAAGAUAAUAGUUCAACCAUUUUUACGGCAUUAUUUGAUUAUGUUGCCCAAGGCGAGGAUGAAUUAUCUUUACAAAGAGGUGAAACGGUUGAGGUUCUAUCUAAGGAUUCAAAAAUCUCAGGUGAUGAAGGGUGGUGGACUGGAAAAAUCCAUGGGAAAGUUGGUAUUUUUCCAGCCAAUUUUGUUGCAGAAGCAGAUAGCAUUGAUCGAGUUUCAUCGGUGAUUGAUAAAGUUCAACCGGUUGAAAUUGAUUUUGAAGAAUUACAAUUAGAAGAAGUAAUAGGAGUUGGUGGAUUUGGGAAAGUUUAUAGAGGAUUCUGGCAAAAGCAUGAAGUAGCUGUGAAAGCAGCUCGCCAGGAUCCAGAUGAAGAGCCAAGCGUAACAUUAGAAAAUGUUCGACAAGAAGCAAAAUUAUUUUGGUUACUAAAACAUGAGAAUAUUGUGCAAUUAGAGGGAGUUUGUUUAAAAAUGCCAAAUAUGUGUCUUGUAAUGGAAUACGCACGAGGUGGUAGUUUGAACAGGGUUCUUAGCGGUAGAAAAAUCAGGCCUGAUGUACUUGUUGAUUGGGCAAUACAAAUUGCUCGUGGCAUGGACUACCUUCACAAUAAAGCUCCUAUAAGUCUUAUUCACAGGGACCUAAAAAGUUCUAAUGUGUUGUUGAGUGAACCUAUAGAAAAUGAUGAUCUACAAUAUAAAACUUUAAAAAUAACUGACUUUGGAUUGGCAAGGGAAGUUUAUAAGACAACUCGAAUGUCAGCAGCAGGCACAUAUGCUUGGAUGGCACCAGAGGUUAUUAAAAAGAGUACUUUCAGUAAAGCCAGUGAUGUUUGGAGUUAUGGAGUGCUCUUAUGGGAACUUUUAACUGGUGAAACUCCUUACAAAGGAAUAGAUGCUUUAGCAGUGGCAUAUGGCGUUGCCGUUAAUAAACUUACAUUGCCUAUUCCAUCGACUUGUCCUCAACCUUGGAGGUUUUUAAUGGAAGCAUGUUGGGCUUCCGAUAGUCAUUCAAGACCAGGAUUUGCCGAAAUUCUAGUAGCAUUGGAUGAAGUACGUAGUGCAUUUGCAGCAACACCGCAUGAAUCGUUUCACACGAUGCAAGAAGAUUGGAGACUUGAAAUCGAACAAGUUCUUCAUGGAUUGCGCAUGAAGGAAAAGGAAUUGCGCUGUAGAGAAGAAGAAUUAACAAAAGCACAAGUACAACAACGACAACACGAAGAAAAUUUGAGACAGCGAGAACAAGAAUUAGCUGCCCGAGAAAUAGACUUAUUAGAGCGUGAACUUACAGUAAUGAUAAUUCAGCAACAAAAUACUCCUACGCCAAACAAGAGGCGUGGAAAAUUCAAGAAAUCGAGAUUAAAAUUGAAUAAGAAAGAACCGGGGAGUAAUAUAAGUGCUCCAUCCGAUUUUCGCCAUACAAUAACGGUUCAACACACAGCGUUGGAUCGAGGAAAAGUGCGAAAUCCAUCGAGACCUAACAGUCCUCCAGGCUCGCCUAGCAUUCCAAGAUUACGUGCGAUAGCAUUACCAGCAGAUGGAGUGAAGGGUAAGACUUGGGGACCGUCAACACUCCACCAACGCGAGCGUGGGGCUAUUAUCACACAGCCACCAAAUCCUGCAUCACCAGGUGGCAAGCGGUGGUCUCGUUCUGCUCCAGAUCUUGAAAAGACACCUCUGCGUACCGCCCUGUUGGCACAUCGCUCCCCGCUUCUUCAAGAAAUAGAUUAUCCGGCUUUACCACCUGAUCUAUCAACUGACUGGGUAACAUCGGAUUACCCUUUGAAACCUGGAUUAACUGGACCUUACAUCAUGCCAAUGCCUGUUCCAAUGCCAACUCUUUAUAAUGGAGAAACGAAGAAACCAAAGUUAAGCAUAAUAGAGCUGGUUUUAUACAAUAUCGCGGCUAUGUUAGCUGGAGUAGCUACUGGAUAUGAUGUAAGAAUGUCAAACAUAUCUCCAAUUCAUCCAAGAUUGUAUCCGCGGCUCGGUGAAUGUGAAGAUGAACCUCCUCGAUGGUGGUUUCAAGCAGACACUGGAUCAAAUCGUAAUUCUGGUCAUCUUGGACCUGAUUACGAAUUUAGUUCAAGUAGUGGGUAUCCUCAUAACACGUAUCAUGGACCAGCAAGACAUUAUAGGCCAUUUUUGAGUAACAUGGGUGGUAUAGCACCUGGUCUUCCACCCAGUGUUAUGCCCGACAAACCCCUGAGAUUUACGGACUCACCUCAACAUUAUGCAAGCAGUACAAGCUCUAAUGCACCAACCCCAAGCCCUAGGAGGAAGAGUAGUAGUACUAGUAAUGAAGAUGUGUACACACACGAUACAGGAAGGGUUGAUAGAAUGGAAAGAGUACCAACGAUAUACAUGGGCAACGUUGCACCUUUUCCAGACUAUGGACCUCCUGUGUACACCGUUGUUCCACCAGAAUAUUAUAGACCACCAGAACCAACGUAUUUUGUACCUACAGAUUAUCAUGAUAGAAUGCUUGAAUGUUCUGAAUUUCCACAUGCUUAUGAUAAUCCGAGCAGUAUGAAUAGUCCAGCUCGGCCAGUGUCAAGGCUUCCUUCAUAUACCCACCAUCGUACUUCAUCAAAUGUUUCAAACGCAAGCACGUCGAGUCAGAGUAAUAUUAAUCCAACGUUUCGUUUGGAAGACGAGGAUGACUAUUCCUUGUAUUCACCUGGACAUUAUUAUCAACGAUCUUCAGCUAUUAUUUCCAAUGUAGGAACAUAUAGUCCAAGUAUGCUUAACCACGAUUAUGGUUCACAAUUGUUGACGCGACAGAAUUCACAUGAUUCAAAUUCAAAUUCUGGAGAAAGACCGAGUAACUUGGAAGUGGUAAAUCGAUUACGAUCAAGCUUGAAACGUUCUAAUUAUUCGUACAAUUCUCCAAAUAAAAGUGUGAGCAAAAACAAUUCAGGUUCGGGUACUCCAACAAAUCCUACUCCGCCAGAUUCUCUGACGUCUGAGGACUCUAGUUACGUUUCGGCUAAAGACAGUCAGAUUUCUAUAAGUAGGGUUCGAUUUUCUCCGGUAACUUUUGAUAGAGACGGAGUUUCACGUGAACAUAGAGAAACGUUACUCGAUAUACCUGUGCAUGGUCAAAAUCAAGAUGCUACUGUUCCGUUACAAGUUAAUCGACGAUUGAACAGAAGUAGGAAACCAAGUAUUUCUGAAUUAGAAAGAGAAUUUUUGUCAUAGCAUUGGCUUAUUUAAAAUCCUGAAUAUAAUGUAAAAGUUACGCUCUAAAAAGUUUGGUCAAUCCUGAAAGUAACAUUCAAUUACAACAGUACGAGUUGAAAGAGUACAUAAUGCAGCAGAAGUUUAUUGAAUCAUUAUAACUAGAAAAUACAGCGAUGCACGUUGUCGAAGCACUGCCUCCUGCAAAAGAUUUUAUCGUGUAUUAAUGCAGGUCAUUGAGUACAGUAAGAGUUUAACAUUCCAUAUAUAUAUAAUACUGAGAUAUCCUUAUAAAAGACUCUUAUAUUCGAUUAGACUGUUUUUAAUUUGGUAAAGAACUGGUAUGUACGUUUUGUAGAAAUACUAUGAAUGCCAGAACUACAUCGUAUAUCCACCAUUAUGAAACGUUAUUUAAAUUCUACUUUAUGUAUUACAAAUAUUUUAUUCGUACAUUCCGCACAUUAUGCAUCUGCUGUUAGCAUCGAGCAUGUAAAAAUGCUAUAUAUUUCUAUUGUUCUCGACUAAAACAUUUGAGAAAAAGAAAUAUUUUAAUUUUUAAUGUUCUCAGAGAAAUCGUAUAUAAU
Molecule: messenger RNA, 4895 nt
Organism: Megachile rotundata (alfalfa leafcutting bee)
Lineage: Eukaryota; Metazoa; Arthropoda; Insecta; Hymenoptera; Megachilidae
Product: mitogen-activated protein kinase kinase kinase 10
Biological process (GO): protein phosphorylation
Molecular function (GO): protein binding; ATP binding; JUN kinase kinase kinase activity
Source: RefSeq, a predicted model, not a curated record